UGGAAACAGCUGCCCCCGCCCGGCUCCCCUUGCCCCGACUCGGGGCUCCACCGCUCCCACUUGGCGCCUCUCGGAAUCCCCGACCUCGGGCGGCGGGGGCGCCCCGGGAGCACCGCAGCCGCGACGAUGCAUUCCGUAGACCUCCCUGCUCGGCCGGGACGGACCUCCUAAAGCCCCAGAACUGCGGGCCGCCGCGGGGGAGUUCAAGCGCUGCUUUCCUCUCUUCCUUCUCUCUCUCUCUGGCUUGUUUUCUCCUGGAACGUGGUCUUCACUUUUUUUUUUUAAGUGUUUUUUUAUUUUUGUUUGUUUGUUUGUUUUCUUUCCCGACCGGCGGGAGCCCGGCGGAGCCGCCCCGGUGUGCGACUCAGCUCCGUAGACGGGUUUUCUAGGUCUGUGUAGCAUCUACUUUGGACACCUGAGCACGCUGGCGCCUCUCUCUCUCUCCCACGGGGGGCACGGCUUGUUGAUUUGGACGUCCUCCUGCACCCUGGCACUUGCCACUCCGAACGCAGUGUGACCCAACUCCCCAGUCCCUUGCCCUGGACGCGGAUCGCCGGGCGCUGCACGAGGCUAGUUUAGCUGCAAGGCCUGGGACCUCCCCGUCCCCCCACCCCCCACCCCGCCGCCAGCGGUUUGGGGGAAGUUUACAUCUGGAUUUUCACACAUUUUUUUUUUUUAAUUUGGUUCGCCACUGCCCAGACUGUGAUUUAUCCUUGUGGGCGCCGGGUUUUCGAGACUGCAGCCUCCUCAAAUAUUAGCACUGCCUUCCCGCGCCUGCCCCGUCCCUCCCGGCCGCCGAGGUCCUGCCCUGGUCCCGGCGGAUCGCAAGUCCGAGGGCGCCGUGGAGCCCAGGGCCUGGGGCCCGCGCUGAGCAGCUAUGGCUGCGGCGAUAGCCAGCUCGCUGAUCCGGCAGAAGCGACAGGCGAGGGAGUCCAACAGCGACCGGGUGUCGGCCUCCAAGCGCCGCUCCAGCCCCAGCAAAGACGGGCGCUCCCUGUGCGAGAGGCACGUUCUCGGGGUAUUCAGCAAAGUGCGCUUCUGCAGCGGCCGCAAGAGGCCAGUGAGGCGGAGACCAGAACCCCAGCUGAAAGGAAUUGUGACAAGGUUAUUCAGCCAGCAGGGAUAUUUCCUGCAGAUGCACCCAGAUGGUACCAUUGAUGGGACCAAGGACGAAAACAGUGACUACACCCUCUUCAAUCUAAUUCCUGUGGGCCUUCGUGUGGUGGCCAUCCAGGGGGUGAAGGCCAGCCUCUAUGUGGCUAUGAAUGGUGAAGGCUAUCUCUACAGCUCAGAUGUGUUCACUCCUGAAUGCAAAUUUAAGGAAUCUGUGUUUGAAAACUACUAUGUGAUUUAUUCUUCUACACUGUACCGUCAGCAAGAAUCAGGCCGAGCGUGGUUUUUGGGACUCAAUAAAGAAGGUCAAAUUAUGAAGGGGAACAGAGUGAAGAAAACCAAGCCCUCAUCACAUUUUGUACCCAAACCGAUUGAAGUGUGUAUGUACAGAGAGCCAUCACUACAUGAAAUUGGAGAAAAACAAGGGCGUUCAAGGAAAAGUUCUGGGACACCAACCAUGAAUGGAGGCAAAGUUGUGAAUCAAGAGUCAACAUAGCUGAGAACUUUUCCCCUAGUCACCCUCUCAUCCCUUCCCUUUCUCUUCCCUCCCCUUUACCCAUGUCCUUCCAAUUAAACCCACCCAAGGAGAGGAAAGUAAAAUGGCAACGUGGGACCUAGUGGCUAAGUUUCUGCGCUCAAAUCUUCCUUCUGUGUAGGAAAAAAAAAAGAAAUGUACCAAAGCUUGCCUGUUGCAAUGUGGUAGAAAAUGCACAUGCACAAAGAUUAGUACAUAUCAAAGCAAUGGAAAAAUCAACUGAGACUCCACCAAUAUUAAAGUUAACUGAACUGUUAUUAACAGAGGGCUAUAAUUGUAAUGAAAACAUACUGUAAUAAAGAUAAAAUUGUAGUUAUCUUAAAGAAGAGAUUUUGGAGAAUUAAACUUGUAAAUCACCACAAUUCCCUAAAUAGUUUAACUCUGGAUAAUAUGCUUUCUUUUUGAUUUUGAUGUAUGCUUUCUUUUUGAUUUUGUACUUUCUCUAGACCUCUGGAAUUAACAAAUAAUUGCAUUAUGUUCCCAGAAUAUUUUCUGUUAUGGUAUUGAAGUUGUAGAAAUGACAGUUCUUCCCAUGGUCUAAAUUAUGUCAUCAGAAAUCAUUUAUCAAGAAAAGACUUUAAAUUUAUUUUUUAAGUUAUUAUUUAAGAUUGGUUAUACUAACCCAUAUAAUGAACUUAAGGUAUUUGCUGAUUUGGUACCUUCGUUAAAAAAGAGGUUCAGGGGCUGGAGCGAUAGCACAGCGGGUAGGGCAUUUGCCUUGCACACGGUCGACCCAGGUUCGAUUCCUAGCAUCCCAUAUGGCCCCCGAUCACCAACAGGAGGAAUUCCUGAGUGCAUGAGCCAGGAGUAACCCCUUAGUAUUGCCGGGUAUGACCCAAAAAGCAAAAAAAAAAAAAAAAACAGAAAAAAAAAACAAAAGAGUUCAGAUUCUCAAUUGGAAAUAUCAUAUUUUGUCAAGAUAUCAUAUUUUGUUAUUUAGAAAAAAUGCUGUUCUGGCAAUAAGGUGACUUAUGAGAAUUAUUUGUCAUUGCCAUGCUCAGGUAGUGAUGUACAUGUUAUAAUAUUGUAAUUUGUCCAAUGUUCUACUUUGUGGACACCUUUGAAAGAACAGGUGCAUGUAUGAGACUUAGACAACUCAGACCUUCUCUUGCAGCAGGAAAGAAAGGGAGUUUGCAUAUGAAAAUAGUCCUAUAAAACUGAUCAAAGAAAAUUGUAUUUGCCUUUGUACCUUACUAGAGUUUAUGUAUAUAGUGUUUCCAUGUACUACCAACAAACUGGGAGGCAGAGCUGUGACAUUCCUAACUUACCAAUUUCUGAAAUCAGUGACUUGUUUGUUGCUGCGUGCUAUUGUUUUUUAUGUCCAGUUGACAAUAACCGUCUCCUACGAUACCGGAGGAUAUUUGUAACACACAAAACUAUCAAGAGAUAGGAAAGAGUAUGGAAUCAACAGCAGUGACUCCAAAAGAUAGAAUUGUAUGAGUGAUGCAAAAGAGUUUUUCAAAAUGUGUAAGACUAGGCAAAUAUCGGAAUACUAAAGUAUUUGGAAAAAAUUAGAAAAGAAAUGAUUGUCAUGAAACUUUCUUGGAAAAUUAUAGAUUUAUUUAGUAUACAAAUCAAGAAAGCUAUAAAGACAUCCAAAUCAAAACAAAACAGAAUGUUAAAAAAAUGUAUGCAGAUUUAUGGAUAUUAUCAAUGAGAAGACUUAGCAUGUUACUUCUCCUAUAGCUCUACUGUCCAGCAUGUAUUGUUCCAAAUAUGACUCCCUAAAAUAUAUACACAUUGCAGAAGCUCUAGGUCCUUACUUCAACGACCUUGCCAUUGGUUGCUGUAUUCUUUCAAGGUCAAUGUAGUUUCCCUCACUCCACACAAUUGUUAUUUCAAUAGUGGUUUGUGUCCUUCACCAAGUAUUCUAUUUGUGUUUUCAGGAAGUUAGCAAAAAAGGAAAUGGUGGAAUUUGCCUAAUGAGUUGCAAAGAGCAAAAGUUAUGCAUCUAGACAAGAAUUUUGAACACACAUUUGCAAGCAAUAUUUGUUUAAGCAAAAUAUUUGUUGAAGUACCAAAUAAAGACAUUUAAUUUGAAAAAAAUAGGAAUAUUGCUUUUCUAAGAAAAUAAUACCCUUGUGAAAAAAUACAUAUCUUGUAUUUUUCCUUGUCACUCUCAAUUGAUUCAACUUGAUAGUAAACACACCUGUCAUUUCCCAAGGACUAAACAGAUCCCAAGAAAAAGCCUCAUUUUCUUUUUAAACAAUAUUUAAGAGAUAUAGAAAUUGGGACACAAGCUCAUUUAUAAUGAAGUGACAUAAGCUUUUGUGGUGAUAUAGAUGUGUAUAUACACAUACUACAAUCUUAUUUGCAAUAAAAUUGACAGUCUCAUAAAACACUAUCACUUAUGCUGAUUUCAUUCUUAUUAUAUUUUAUCCACUAAGAUACUAUAAAAUAUGAUAUAUGAAUCUCAAAAAAACUCUUUUCUUUAUUUUCAAAGGCUACCCUUUAUUAUGUAAAUUCAUUGUUCUCUUUUCCUACAGAAUUGGAAAAACCCAAAAUUUUUACCACCUUGUUUGCAUACUCUUUUCUCCAUAUUACCUUAGCAAAUUUUCACCACAGUAGAAUGUUUUGGAAAUUAUCUCUGUAAGAGAAUAAAUUAAGAGCUUCAUAUUUCCUUUACAGCUUAGCUUGACAAAAAUAAUGGUUUAGAGCACAGUAAACAUUUAUUUAACUGAUUGCUUUAUAAGUGCAUAAAAUCUUUAAUAGAAAAGUCAGUAUUCACUAGAUUUCCAAAGUACCAAAUAUAAGCAUAUAAUUAUUUUUCCCAAAAAUUAUAAAUCAGGUUUAAUAAUUUUUUAAGUUUAUUCCAACAAAAAUAGCUAUUUACUGUUAAUAGCAUUACUCCAAUUUCUGGGUCUCAAUCCAUCCAUUACUUAUUCUUCUAUAAAUAAGUUUUUUGACUGCAUUUGUAUUUCUUCAGGAAUAACUGUGACUUUUAGUAAAGACUCGUCAUUUACAAUGUACAUACACAUUAAGAUGUGUUUAUCCCAUAACUCCUUAUUAUAAUGUUUUAAAAUCAAUGAACUUAAGAUUGAUAGCUAAACUUUUGAGAAUCUUAUGAAAUAGUGUUCUGUUCAAUAUACCUGAUUUGAAGUUUGAAGUUUGAGGUAUAGAAACAAAAUGGUGCUGAAGUUCCAUUGACUUAUUCAGAGACAUUUGUGCUUCAGGAAACCUAGGCUUGAUCACAUUAAUACUUUGAGUUUUGAAAUUUUUACUUAUGAAUUUCAUAGCACAUUUUAGUCACUAUAGAUUGACACUCUAAAAAGACAUCCAUCUGAUAUAAAUUGUGGUGUUUUAUGGGCCUCAUUCUAACCUAGAUAGCUUAUUGGAAAAAUUCUUCUACUUAAGAAAAUGGCAAUACUGGGGCUGGAGCAAUAGCACAGCAGACAGGGCAUUUGCCUUGCACGCAGCCAACCCAGGUUCGAUUCCCAGCAUCCCAUAUGGUCCUCUGAGCACCGCCAGGGGUAACUCCUGAGUGCAGAGCCAGGAGUAACCCCUGUGCAUUGCCAGGUGUCACCCUAAAAGCAAAAAAGAAAAAAAGAAAAAAGAAAAUGGCAAUACUGUAGAUCCAUGUUCAAGAUAAAUCAGUGGUCCCGUGGAGCCACUAGCAAGCUAACAGAGUAUUCAAAAAGAGAAUUAAAAUGUUUACUGUGCAAGGCAAAGUUUCAGGGUCCUAAGUUGGGGCCUCUUGAUUUCUUGGUGAAGAAGCAUGACUUCAUCAACAGUAAAUUUUUUUUAAAUAAAGACCCAGAAAUAGAAAAUCUUCUAUUCCACCUUCAUGGCUUAGUCUAGAAGGCCUUGCUGUGAGAAGGUUUUCCAUUGAUGUUGCUUAAUUUCAUCUGCAAAAGGUGAAAUCCACUCAACAGUAAAAUCCCCUACUCAUUUUAAUAUCAUAAAAGGCUGAGAUUAUUUCUCUGUCAUAAAAUUGUAAAUAGCAUUUUUUAAAUCAGAUUCGCAUUUAAAAGAGUGGAUUGUUCUACAAAUAUAUAUGUGUAUAUAUACAUAAGCUUCUGAAAUAAGGAUAUAUUACAUAGAGUUUUUUGACUUGUGGUCUUUAGUUAUAGGUAGUCAAAAAUUAAAAGAUUUGAAUGCAAAACUUUAUAUAUAAAUGUAUAUUUCUAAUGAUAGUAAAAAUUGCCACUUUAUAAUAAAAAAGAAACUGGUAGGAACAAAAAUGAAGCACAUGCUCCUUCAGAAUUUUAGUGAUUCUGAAUCCCCUCUUUGAUCCAGAAGUUACUAUUUUUUAUUUCUAAAAAAAAAAUCUUAAUCUGUACAUGCUUAAUAAUAUGUAUUCUGGGAUUGUCAUAACAGUCUGAAUAAUCUAUGGUUAAGGACAAGAAAGAGAUGCUAAAUACAAAUCUUUAUCUUUCAGGAUUUUUAUUUGACCCAUUAAAAAUUCAGUAUUUCAUAUCUGAAUUAAAUGAAAAUUUCUCAUGUUAAGUAUGAUAUAUUUGGCUUCAGUAAAACACAGAAGCACAAAAUAUAUUUAACUUUAUGAUAAUAGAAUCAAAUGUCAAAAUAUAAAUGGCAUCAUUAGAUGUUUUAUUAGUUGGUUACAUGUCUUUGUCUUUGCUCCAGGCAAAGCUUAAGGAUGGUAGUGUUCAUUUUACUUAAAGUUGCUCAACAAAAGUCCAAAAUGUGCACCCAUAAUCCUAAUUGGUCUUGGUUUCUUUAUAAGUCUAGCUCUUGAAAUCUUAAGAAAUCAUUGCCAUUGAAAUGUUUAAUAAAUGUUGUAUGAGAACUGGGCAAAUUAAUGUUUCAUUUUUGCAUUAAAAACAAAUUAUUCAAAUCAUGUUUUUUGAGGUCAGAUUUGUAAAGUGUUUAUACAUCACAAUCUUAUAGAGUAAAAAAAGCAAUUAAAAUCUCGAGAUGCUCAUGCAUGUAGACAAAGCACUUGCACCUUUUUAUUAACAUUAAACUUCUUCGGAAGUCUCUUGCUUUUAUUUAAUGCCUUUAUCCUAUCGUGUGUGCUUUUAAAAAGAGCUGACGUAUCUUACAUAAAAAUGAUGAAAAAUGGGUACCAAGUUAAAACAUUUUUCACAUUUUAGUCACAGAAAUAGUCUUUCUAACUACAUGUAGAAAAUCUAGUAAUUUGAUUUUUGAAGAUUAAGAACAAAAAUAUCUGUUGAAAACUCACAGAGACUUGAAUGAUUUUAUUCAUCAGAAACAAUAGUCUAAAUAUCAAGGAAAAUCAUGUACAUAAUAUUAUACCCCAAACUAUGUUUUAUAACAGGUGCAUUAUUCAUGUUUUGAAAGGAAAGACUGAAGGUUAAAAGGAGAAUGGUUUCUAUUGAGCAAUAGAAGAGAGAUGACUGGUCAAAAUCCUCAAAUAUAGGAAAGAGCUGAAGAAAAUUCAUGAAAACAUUACAAAACAAGAUUUAUUUAGGAAACACUUGGUAAUGAAAUAGUUUUCAGAUGUAGAAAUAGGAAAAUGAAUUCAAAUUUUAAAAAAAUGAUAAACUAUUCGAGGUAGUGCUAGUAUGCAAGAGUGAAAAUGAUUAUACUUUUUGGAGUUGCAAUCCUACUUUCCCACAGUUACAACCAUGCCAAUAUCCCACCAGCAUAUUCCAUUGUGUUAUUUCAGUCCCCAUGUCUUACCCUUAGUAACCUUAAUUCUGGACUCUUUUGACAAAAUCUUUCUUCUUAUUGGAUAUUGUGUAUUGCCUUGCUUUGAAAAAAUAAUACACCCCAUUUGAACGUUUAUCCAGUAUUAUAUUUCUACCACUGAUUUAUUUCACAAAGCAGAUCCUGUUCAGUUCAUUCCAUGUAAAGUAUUUUGUUUUAUAUAUGUAUAUACAUAUAUAAAACAAAAAACAAAACCUUAUCUACUGAUUUGUCACUGAGUACUGGGCACUUGAGUGGUUUCCAGAUCUUAUCUGAAAUGCAUUUGAUACCCAAAUGUUAUCAUUUUGAGUUUGAAUUUUUUUUUCCUCAGGAUAGACACCUAGAAGUAAAAUUUCUGGAUCUGUUUUUCAAGUUUUGAAAAGAAACUCUGUGCUGUUUUUCACAUGGGCUGAACCAAUUUACAUUGACACAAGCAGUGAGUGAGAGUUCCUUUUCCUCUGCUUCCCUGCCACCACGGGUUUCUAGCUUUUUUAAUAUCUGCCUUUGUCACUGGCUUGAGCUGACAUUUUUUUGAUUUACAUUUCAAUGAUAAUUAGUGACUAUGAAUAUUCUAUAUCCUUAGAGAAGUGUUUGUUCCCCAACUUUCACAGAAUUUUCUUGUUUUUGAGUUUUGUGAAUUAUAUAUAUAUAUACAUAUAUAUGUACAUACAUACAUAUGUAUAGUAGCCCUUUAUCAUACAUCUGUAUGAUUGCAGUAUUUUCUUCCCUUUAAUAGGUUGUCUUUCUUUGUGGGGGUGGUGGUGAUAGUUUCUCUUAAAUUCAGAAGUUUUUCAGUUUGGCUUAAUUCAAUUUAUUCUUUCUAUUUCUUUCCUUGCUUCAGACAAAAAUGACUGUCACUGUCAUUGUCAUCCCAUUGCUCAUUGAUUUGCUCGAGCUGGCACCAGUAACGUCUCCGUUUUGAGACUUGUUGUUACUGUUUUUGCCAUAUUGAAUACGCCAUGGGUAGCUUGCCAGGCUCUACUGUGCAGGCGAGAUACUCUCGGUAGCCUGCCGGGCUCUCCGAGAGGGGCGAAGGAAAAGCAAAUGGAACCUGACUAUUAAACAAAAGGCAUAUUUCAAAGAACAAUGGGAGAAAGUGAGAAGACCCAAACAAGAAAAAAUACCCAGAAUUCAUAUUUUUAAAGGGAAGUAAAUUAUUUUAUAUCAAUAUUUGUACUAAGCAUCAAUGGCCUGAAGUCACCAAUAAAUAGACUCUGAGUGACUGAAUGGAGCAGGAAACAGAGCCCAACCUUCCUCUGUUUGGCAAAGACACACAGGGAGUGCAGGUUCACAUGAAAUGGUUGAAAGGCAAUUAUUCAGGCAAAUGGUAUUCUAGAAAUGGUAGAAAAUACUAUAUCGAUAAAAAAUUCAGGGUGAAAAUAUCAUUAAAACGGGUAGGAAUGGGCAUUAUAUAAUCUU
Sorex araneus (European shrew) is the source of this 8677-nucleotide messenger RNA. RefSeq names its product fibroblast growth factor 12 (gene FGF12). The transcript is spliced from 5 exons. The coding region runs from base 878 to 1609 and encodes 243 amino acids. Gene Ontology annotation, cellular component: cytoplasm. Lineage: Eukaryota; Metazoa; Chordata; Mammalia; Eulipotyphla; Soricidae. Gene Ontology annotation, biological process: regulation of cell migration; animal organ morphogenesis; positive regulation of protein phosphorylation. The record is from RefSeq and is a predicted model, not a curated record. Gene Ontology annotation, molecular function: growth factor activity; fibroblast growth factor receptor binding.